AUGGCGAAGAUUCCGAGGUUCCCCGGAUCCUUGAGUCUGCCUCCUCCCUUCCUUGGAUUUUUGCUUGCCCUGCCCAUUGCUCUGGCAACUCUCUCGCCUCACUUCUGGCUGGGAUUGGCAUUGGACUUUGCCUGGGACUUUUUCUUGGAUUUUGGGUCCUCUUGUCUCUUCCGAGACUGGGCGUUGGAUUUGGACUUGUCGCCCCCCAGCCAGAAGGUCCUCGACCGACCCCUUCAUCUUCCUCUGCUCCAGCACCUUUCCAUCCACCUUCUGACCCCCAUUCUUCAGGUGCCAAAUCUACAAGAAGAUCCAGAGUGGCUGGAUACCUUGUGCAUGAGUAGGGAAAGUUUGGAGGAAGAAAACCGUUUGUUGAAGGAGCGAGUGAGUUUUUUGGAGAGAGAAGUUUUGCGUCUGGCAGAAGGCAGACGCCAUCCCACCACGCAGGCAGCGGAAGUCUGGGAGGUGAUUGAGGGGGAGGCAUUUUCGGAUUGGGUCCCUGUGACACCUCCUUGUGAGUUUGCUGCCGAGGACGGGCCACCUGCCUUGCCUCUGGUGUGCAAGAACUUGGCCGAGAAGAACCUCAAGCCUGGCAAGUUUAGUCCUCUGCAAAGAGCUGAAGCAGCUUUUGAGACUGGUUUCUGGAUACGCAUUGCCUUGGAGACGUGCACAACUUUUCAGGAUACACACAGCCUGAAGGGUCUAAGUCCGUCACACUGGAUUGUUUUCCGAGGAGCUCUUGGAGGUUUGCCUGUGAGGUCGACUCGCAAGUCUGAUUGCAUCAAGGCUUUGUGGGAAGGAGCAGAUAGCAUCCUGGUGCCAGUUGCAUCCUUGACAGAGCUGCACAUCAUCUGCGACCCUUCUACGUUGGUGCUGAGCUUGGCGGCGGAUGCGACUUCAGAGGAUCGGCAGUUUUUUGCAGUGCCCAUCGCAGUACGACAAGGAGGUAUCCUCUUAGCUCUGCCCGAGAACACCUUCUCUGGCGAGGCGUUGGCUGCCGGUCAAACAGCAGAUGAUGAUGCCGUCAUUGGGCCUUCGACCGUGCUAGGUUUGGAGCUUUUGGAGGAGGAUGACGACGGCAUGGUGCAGAGGACGGGCUUUGUAGUCUCCACGCUGUGCGUCGAUCUCUCAGACGGGAUCAUUAGCAGCCUGAGAGAGUAUGACCCUGUCACUGACUCCACUGAGAAUAUCCUCUCGUUCCACGCCAGCUACCCAAACGCUUUGCCAAACCUUGAGAAUGCCCUGGGAGAAGUUAUGGCUUGGGCUGAGACAGCUGCUGCCAGGGCAAAUUUUUACAGCGCUCGAGACGAGCAGAUACCAGGAGCCGCAGCAAAGAAAAGUGCUGCCGCUGUGGCAAAGAAGGCAAAUGUUGGCGGAAGGAAGCAGACCACCGCCGCCCUGGCAGAACAGGUGCAGUCCCUCACAACACAGAUGGCGUCGCUGAUGGAGUCGCAACGGGCCCUUCACCAGCACCUACUGGGCGAAGAUGCUGCAAGAGCUGCGCCCGUGCAAGCACCUGGAGGUCUUCUUUCCGGACCAAAGAUGCCUGCCCUAUCCAGCUCACUUUCUCCACCGAAAGCAACGACCCUGGGGGCAUUAGCAAAGGCAUUGGGGCCCCCGCCCAGGACCAAGGCACUACAUGCAGGAUUGGGUUCUUCUACGUUGGGGCAAGGGGCAAAUCAGGACGAGCCUUUAGACGUCCUGAUGAAUGCGGAGCCUCCCAGCCAGGACACAAUGCUGGCUGCGUUGACCCAGCAAUCUGCAGCAGUCACAGCACUUGUAGCACAUAUUGCAGGAGCUAUGACCGAUUUGCAUGGAAACGUACCUGGAUCCCUUGGAGCGUCUACAAAAGGCCUACAGAGAAGGCAAAAGCUUCAGGCAGACCUAGCAAGCCAGUCCUCCACCUUUUUCAUGCAGCUGCACCAACAGAUGCAUCGCAAGAUGUUCCCUGCCAAAGUAGUCCCACAGAAAGAAGAAGAUUUUUUUGGAACUCAGAUGAGCAUGUGCAACUACUUGGAGCGUUUUGGGAAUUUCAAGAAUGCGAGGGAGGUGGGGAUGACUAUGUGGGUGCUGGGCCAUGCGAUCGACGCUGCAGCUCAGGGCGAUCACCGGACUUGUCAGGAGUUUUUGGCUCUCCUGGCUUUGGCCCUGGAGCAAGUAUCCACGGAUGGGGAUUGGAGGAUAGCUUAUCACCUCACUCUCUUGGAGGAGCCACCUUCAGUGAUGUUUCAGGGCCGGCCUCAAGCAGUGUCAGCAGUGGGGAAACCUUUUGCCAACUUGGUGCCCCCAACACUGGCGGCAACGACGCUGGCCUACAUCAAAGAGGUAGAUGUGCUGCUGACGAAGAAGGGAGAGCUGAAGGGAGGCAAGAAACCAACUGGCGCCAGUGGAGAUCCGGAGGAAGAGAGGGAGAGUGCGAGCCCCAAGCGGAAGCCACGCUUCCCCAGGAAGCCAAAGCAGAACGAAGAAGGAGGGUCCUAG
Messenger RNA from Cladocopium goreaui, 2478 nucleotides. Lineage: Eukaryota; Dinophyceae; Suessiales; Symbiodiniaceae. The record is from the annotation of a GenBank genome assembly.